UGGAUCUAUGACAUGAGCCAGGGGAGCCAUAAACUCAGAGAGUAGAAAUGGGUGGGGUGAUUCUCAAAGAACACCAGCAAUGGAGGAGUGCAGUGCAAUUCAGUGUAGGGGAGAAAACCUUGUGAUCCAACACUUGUUGUCAACCAUUUUCAUGUGAACUUGAUCACCACUGCUACCCCCUGGUUCUGCCUGUGAUUCGCUUCAAUACCUUCUCUUUUGUCCACCCAAUUUAAGUAUAUUAUAUAUACACAUAAUAUCCUCCUCCCAUACAGUCCCCUUCACCCAUCACUCUCUGAUGAUCAAUACUUGGAAACCUAGCUAGACCAAGAACAACCAUGGCCAUUAAGACUUCCAUCUGCAUUGCAGCGGUCCUUGUCAUUGAUCUCCUUCUAGUUCUCCCCGUGCCCGCCAAGCGCAUCGUUCUCCUUAGGUCAAAUGAUGACCCUGAAGAUAGUAUGGUGAUGAAACUCAAUUCCAUUAACGGGGAGAUGGCCAGAAAAAUGAGGCUGCUGAUGAGGAGGGCUGAUACGCUUGAAGUCGCAGGCUCAAGCUUGCCUGAUUGCUCUCAUGCUUGUGGGUCGUGCUCUCCUUGCCGAUUAGUCAUGGUCAGCUUUGUCUGUGCCUCGUUGGCUGAAGCGGAGACAUGCCCUAUGUCCUAUAAAUGUAUGUGUAAUAGCAAAUCCUAUCCUGUUCCAUGAUCCUCCAUGCCUAGCCCUCUCAUCAUUGUACCAUCUAUAUAUAUAUAUAUAUGUUUUUGGAUUCAUCCACCUUGUCUUCUCAUGGUGAGGAAUGGGAGAAAAAGUAACCAUCGACCAUA
This is a messenger RNA of Vitis riparia (riverbank grape), 817 nucleotides long. RefSeq names its product protein EPIDERMAL PATTERNING FACTOR 1. NCBI's taxonomy places the organism in Eukaryota, Viridiplantae, Streptophyta, Magnoliopsida, Vitales, Vitaceae. Bases 336 to 698 code for a protein of 120 amino acids. The transcript is spliced from 2 exons. The record is from RefSeq and is a predicted model, not a curated record. Gene Ontology annotation, biological process: stomatal complex development; guard cell differentiation.